Messenger RNA from Euleptes europaea (tarantolino), 2553 nucleotides. It is a transcript of the gene TTLL13, whose product is annotated as tubulin tyrosine ligase like 13. Gene Ontology annotation, cellular component: cilium. The transcript has 14 exons. Gene Ontology annotation, biological process: protein polyglutamylation; microtubule cytoskeleton organization. NCBI's taxonomy places the organism in Eukaryota, Metazoa, Chordata, Lepidosauria, Squamata, Sphaerodactylidae. The record is from RefSeq and is a predicted model, not a curated record. Gene Ontology annotation, molecular function: tubulin binding; tubulin-glutamic acid ligase activity. Bases 4 to 2553 code for a protein of 849 amino acids.
AGGAUGAAGAGCAGCGCAGAGGGAAGCAGUGAGUCAGAGACCGAAACGGAGGAGGAGGAGGAGGAAGAUGAGGAGGGGGGUCUCUCGGAUGAGUCUGUCAACGAAUGUCUUAAGGGACUGGAGGAGGAAGAGAAAUCCUCACCCCACCAGCCACAAGGCCUCUGUCCAGGGUGCAAAGGCCAGCCAGGCAGCACAGAUGACCAGCCACGAAGGGCACUGAUAGAUUUGGAGGAAAAGGUGGCUGAAGAGUGGGACACAGAACAGGCACGGAGGAAAAAAAAGAAAAAAUACAGGCUGCUCUCAAUCAACCUGUCCAGCUGCAAGUAUGAGAGUGUGAGGCGUGCUGCUCGACGCUGCAGCCUGAAAGAAGUGGGCGAAGACGAGGAGUGGACAGUUUACUGGACUGACUGCUCCGUCUCACUGGAGCGCGUAAUGGAGAUGAAGAGGUUUCAGAAAAUCAACCAUUUCCCAGGCAUGGCUGAGAUCUGCCGCAAGGACCUGCUGGCCCGCAAUCUCAACCGCAUGCUGAAACUUUUCCCCAAGGAGUACAGCAUCUUCCCCCGCACAUGGUGUUUGCCAGCUGACUAUGGGGACUUCCAAGCCUACGGGCGGAUGAGGAAGAACAGGACGUACAUCUGCAAGCCAGACAGUGGCUGUCAAGGACGCGGCAUCUUCAUUACACGCAACCCCAAGGAGAUCAAGCAUGGCGAGCACAUGAUCUGCCAGCAGUAUAUCACCAAGCCCUUCCUCAUUGAUGGCUUCAAGUUUGACAUGCGCAUCUAUGUCCUGGUCACUUCCUGUGACCCGCUAAAAAUUUUUGUCUAUGAGGAGGGGCUGGCCCGCUUUGCCACCAUGAGGUACAUCGAGCCCAGCAGCAGCAACCUGGAUGACAUCUGUAUGCACCUGACCAACUACGCCAUCAACAAGCAUAAUGAGAACUUUGUCCGGAAUGACAACACGGGCAGUAAGAGGAAGCUGUCCACACUGAAUGCCUGGAUGCGGGAGCACAACUAUGACACAGCCGAGUUGUGGCGGGACAUCGAGGACAUCAUCAUCAAGACCCUGAUCGCUGCCCACCCAGUGCUGAAGCACAACUACCGCACCUGCUUCCCCAACCACAUCUCGGGCUGCGCCUGCUUUGAGAUCCUCGGCUUCGACAUCCUCCUGGACAGGAAGCUCAAACCCUGGCUCUUGGAGGUCAACCACUCCCCCAGCUUCACCACCGACUCUCGGCUGGACCGAGAAGUGAAAGAUGCCCUGCUUUGUGACGCCAUCAACCUCAUCAAUUUGCGGGCCUGCGACAAGAGGAAGGUCCUGGAGGAGGACAAGAGGCGGGUCAAGGAGCGCCUUCUCCAAGCCCACCAGCCUCCGCGGGAAGCCAGGCGUGAACAAAUGGAGAGCAGCCAGGCUGCCUGGCUGGCCCAGGCAGAAAAGUACGAGAACAGCCACCUGGGUGGCUACCGGCGCAUCUUCCCAGCACGUGGCACAGAAAAAUAUGCGCCUUUCUUCAAGCACAGCGGAUCCCUCUUCCAGGAGACGGUGGCCUCCAAGGCUAGAGAAGAGUGUGCCAGGCAACAGCUGGAGGAGAUCCGCCAAAAGCAGGAGCAGAGAGACAGCACAGCUGGGAAGAAGAAAAGGGAUAUGAAAGAGAACUUGCAAGGAGAAUCUGCUGGGGAAAAGCCCCACGAGAAGAGCAGGGGAAAGCCAGCUCCCACGCGGCUCACUAGCAGCCACAGCAAGACCUGGAACCCAAAGAUGCCAUCCUUGCCAUACGACAGCAUGACUCCCCAAGCCAUCGUGGAGGAAGAGGAAGUGGAGAGGGUGAAGGCCCUUUUGCGGCGUGAGAACCUCAUCCGGGGGCUGGGCAUUGUAGACCAGCUGACCCGCCUGCUCCGGAACACUGAGCCACGGCCUGUGGAGAUACAUAGACCCCACAUCCACAUCUCUGAAAGCCAGCCCCACUUCCUCCAGGAUGUCUUCAGCAACCGUGACUCCCAGCACCUGAUGACCCUCGUCCCCCUCUCCCUCCAAGAGCUCGGUCAACAGAUCAUGCGGCAGCCGCCUCCGGAGCGGGCCCAGCUCCUGGGCAGCCAGGGCUUCAUCCCCACCCUUCUGGGUGCCCUGACUGGCCUGGGCCCCCCGGCCUCCGACUCCUCCUGCUCAUCCCACUUCAAGCCGCAAUUCCACAUCCAGCCCCCCAAGAACAUGAGCUGGCUGGGCACAGCCAUGGGGGGCGAGCCCUGCACUCUGGCCCGGAUGCUGAAGGCGGGAGGGCGGCGAUUCACCAGUGCCAAGAGCAAGGUGGACAGCGGCGGCCCGGCCAGCAGGAGGCCGCUGUACCUGGGCGCCGGCUCGCUGGGCUGCCUGUCGCAGGCGGGCCCCGUCCCCAGCCACCUGUACGGCAGCUUCCCCUUGGGGGCGGCGCCCGGCCCCUUCCACCGCACCGACGCGCGCGGCCUGGCCAUCAACUCCGCCUCGGCGCCGCUCAUCCGCCGCGCCAGCCCGCACCGCCCCGCCCACGCCGCCGCGCUGCACCUCAGCCAGCCCAGGUAG